AUGGCACCCAGCAGGACUGCAAAACCGAAGACAGACGCUGUAACCCUCCUGGUAAAGAAUGCCAGGCUGGAAACAGACUUCUCAAACUCGAACUCUGACGUCCGCCAUACCACACGAACCCAAGCAGCCCAGGGAUGUUCACUGCAAGAGUAUUGGAAGUGCGAGAAAUACAUCGGCUGCGGUGGAUUUGGAUCCGUCCAUUUGGAGAGAUGCUUCGAUGUCGACGUGGUCUGGGAUGACAGCGACUACGAGGAUGAAGGCGAUGAGGGUGAUGCUAGGACCAAGAUUGGCGCUUUGAGAGCUGUCAAACAACUUUUCAAACCCAGAGACCAAGUCAAGUUGUCUGGUGAGCUCCUGCACGAACUACACAGUCUUGUCUUCUUCACAAAGCCCAAGUACGAAUAUCACUUCGUCAAGACAUGUGGAUGGUUCGAGAGCACAAGCACGCUAUUCGUUGCGAUGGAGUACAUGGCUUUGGGAGACCUGCAAUCCCAUUUGGUGGAUAAAGGCCCUUUUGCGGAGAUCGAUGUCAAGUUCAUCAGCAAGCAGUUAUUUCGUGGUCUCGAGUUCAUGCACCAAAAUGACUUCGUCCACAGAGACCUGAAGCCUUCAAACCUUCUCGUCAAACAAAUGCCCCCGAAUCGAUCAUGGUGGAUCAAGAUUUCGGACUUUGGCCUCAGCAAAAAGCUCCAUCAAUCCCGAACGCUGUCAUCCACCGUUUGUGGAACACUCGGCUUCAUGGCACCUGAGUUAUUGGGCUUCAAGGCGCGCGGCAAGGAGCUUUCCCAACUCGACAGGAGCAAGGCGGCUGACAUCUGGGCUGCGGGGGAAACAGUAUACCGACUGUUGACAGGAAUGGCAUCCUUUGGCGACAACUUACAAACUCUGAGCAAUUACGUUCAAGAACCAGAACGAUUUCCUCGGAAGGCCCUUGAGGCCAACAAGAUCUCCAGCGAAGGGAUUGGGUUCAUUCGUCGCUGCAUGGCUCCAAGCCCAUUUGAUCGUCCUUCUGCAAAUUCUGCUCUCGAGGAGUUGCGGUGGCCGAUGACCCAUGGCAGAAAUAAGUACAGGAACAUUACUACGGAGACGACCUGCACAAAACCAUGCCGAGGGAGUACUCCACCUUUCAUCUUGUUCACCCCUGAGGGAGACCAUCUUGUUGUGAUCGAACCUCAACGAGUUUUUGUCUGGAACAUGGAGUCAGAGACAGUUGUCAACUCCUAUGUAGGCAAAACCAAGAAAGCUUUCUGCCACGGGUCAAUCCAUCCAGAUGGAAGAUAUCUUUGUAUCACUCAAGCAAAGUGGCGGAAGCCUUUGAUUCUGGAAGACGCCAUCGAUCUUGAAGACUUCUUCUUCAUCGAAGAUGAUUUCGAUGGAGUUGGAGAUCAUCCGACCAUCUCAACUUUCUCCCCAGACGGCCGCAUCCUUGUCAUUGCCCGCAACAGCCUCUUGUGCCAGAUUGAGAUCGAGGACGACUGGGCCACUACAAACAGUUACUGCUUGGCAACGACGCCUGACAGAGAAUCAGGGGAGAACGGAAUCAAGAGCUUACAAUUCAUGAAGGACUGUUCGAAGCUCAUCGUGGCUUGCGAGACCGAUUUCAUCAUUAUGGACACCGCAGCAGACUCCUGGUUCAAAAAGCAGGUAGUCAAAUACCCCUGCUUGGCCAGCAGCCUCGACAUCUCCCCGGGCGGCAAGAUAGUGGCAUGCGGAUCGGCAACCGGCGAGCUGUGGCUCUGGACUUCCCAAAUGGAGUGUUGGGUCAGGCGGAUGAUGCCUCAAGGCGGGCCGGGCGCGGAAUCCGACGCGUUGGAGAAUGUUCGGUUUUCCGCAUCUGGGGGCUCAAUCUUAUGCAACUGUCGUGGUAAUUUUUGGGUGGAAAUGUGGAGGUCUAUUCCUCUCGACCGCAUUGGCUUUUCAUCAAAGCUGAGAUACUAUCAUGGGCGGCGGAUGGGACAUUCGGUCACGUAUCCAAUUCGGGGUCUCGGAGCCACAGCGCUGGGAGGUGACAAGGGCGCGAGUGUUGUCUUUUGGAAGUAUGAGCUAUGA
Messenger RNA from Diaporthe amygdali, 2049 nucleotides. RefSeq names its product Myosin light chain kinase A. Gene Ontology annotation, cellular component: cytoplasm; autophagosome. The record is from RefSeq and is a predicted model, not a curated record. The transcript is spliced from 2 exons. The coding region runs from base 1 to 2049 and encodes 682 amino acids. NCBI's taxonomy places the organism in Eukaryota, Fungi, Ascomycota, Sordariomycetes, Diaporthales, Diaporthaceae. Gene Ontology annotation, molecular function: ATP binding; protein serine/threonine kinase activity; protein binding. Gene Ontology annotation, biological process: autophagy; peptidyl-serine phosphorylation; autophagosome organization.